CUAAAGGCUUCCUCCUCCGGCCCGCUCUUCCUUCCUCACCUCGGUCACUGCCACCGGUCACCGGCUCCCGACGCCCGACAGCAAAGCCUGCAAAAAUGAAGAUCUGGGCGUCAGAGCACAUUUUCAACCACCCAUGGGAGACGGUGACUAAGGCAGCGAUGCAGAAGUAUCCUAACCCCAUGAACCCCAGCGUGUUUGGAGUAGAUGUUCUGGACAGAAGUGUGGACAAGGAGGGACGGUUACACAGCACCAGACUGCUCAGCACAGAAUGGGGUCUGCCUGCCAUGGCCAAAUCUAUCAUUGGGGUAACAAGAACAUGCACUUAUGUCCAAGAACAUUCAGUAGUGGAUCCCAGAGAGAAAUCCUUUGAGCUCAAAUCUACAAACAUUUCCUUCACUAACCUGGUAUCUGUAGAUGAGAAGUUGACAUACAAGCCACAUCCGCAGGAUCCUGAAAAGACGGUGCUCACCCAAGAGGCUCUGAUCAGUGUGAAAGGUGUCAGUCUGAGCAGCUACCUCGAGGGUCUCAUGGCCAAGACCAUCUCUGUCAACGCCAGCAAGGGUCGGGAGGCGAUGGAGUGGGUCAUCAGACGUUUAAACACAGAAAUCGAGGAGUUGGCAGCGACCGCUCGCGGCACCAUGCGUGUUCCCAUGGCAGCAGCCGUCGCAGACAAAUGAUCUCAGCCUUCGUGCUGCUUCCUCCACCAUCAUGAACCGAUGGACCUCUCAGACUUUUUCCCCUCAAAGGGGACCUCUCACCUCAUUUGCCAGCACAGCCUAAUAACCACAGCCCCAUCCUUCAGCCCUGCGUAUGUUUGUGUGUGUGUGUGUGUGCGCGUCUCACAAGAAGUCAGUGUUCGCCCCCUCCUCAGCAGUCUGUGCCGACGAGUUUGAUACUCGCCGCUGCGGGCAGUGACGGGGAGUUAUGAGCUGAUGACAGUUUAAAAAACCAAAUAAACAGGGUUGAAUAGGACCGCACUCGAAGCUCAUGGGACAUAGUCUUGUGAUGUGAAAGCUCUUUUUUAAAAUUCACACUGUGCCUCCACAUCAUCUCAUCAGUUUUCUCUCGUCUUUGCUUCUUCUUUUCAACCUCUCAUGUCUCUCUAAUGUUUUUAUUGUUUGUACAUCCUCGUAAACAACGUGAGCACUGUUAACCGCUGAAAUUAAGUCACUUUUCAAUAACUUCCUCUGCAUCGACUGACCUCGCUUAGUACAGCAGAACUGACCGAAACAUCUCAAAACCAAAAACCCCACUAAUGCAGACGGACUGUAACAGAGUUUUAAGAGUAACUCAUGUUGAAGUUACAGAUCGUAUCAGCUGACUUGUGAUAUUGAGGCAGCAGACGACUUCUCUCCACUGUCCUGUGAGGUCAGAUACUGAGAGACCUGUAUCUUUGUGAAACGCCAGUAUUUUUUUUAGUAUUUCUGUAGUGGUGAAAACAUCAGAACAAAGCUGCUUCUCCAGAAAAACCAGUUAUAUCCCGCGAUAUUCCAGAUGAGUCUUUUUUUUUUUUUUUAUUCCUACCCAGACUUUUGCUUUUCCUCACAGAUGAAUCUUCUGUGAGCUGUGCGGGUUAAGUAGACAGAAAAAGAGUGCGCUUGUCUUGCAUGACGCUUGAAUACAAAUGUCACUUAUCCAGGUCUUGUGUAGUCGAUGUAAAAUGUUAAAGUCAUGAGCCAUCAAGUGGAAGUCUACCAGUUUUCUUAGUGCAGGGGUCCAAAGCAGUCCACGGCUCAGGAGCAGAAAGUGACGCUAAUAAGGUUGUUUAUUUCAAAGCAGUUAAACAAAUUGGAUUAGAGCGUUUAUGUUGUUGUGAUGCAGAUCCAAGCUUCUGCUCUCUUACAGUCCGUCUGGUUUAUUUUGGGUAAAAACAGGUAAAAAAAAUGACUUGAUUUUUUUUUUUUUAAAUCUCUCUUGUGUUUGUCAGUUUUUUCUCUCAUACUGAUGAUGUGCUGUUCAGUUAAGUGUUAUGUGCAUACUUGAAUGUUUAACUUAUUUUCAGCAUUUGUUACUUAAAGUGGCAGGAAGUCUUUUUUGAAAGGUGCAGUGUUACGUUCGGGAUCACUGAGUGCCAACAUUUAAUACAUAUUUUAAAACGGGCAGAAAGAUGGAGAUAAAUGUAUUGAUUUAAUACCCCAAAACACUUUGAAACUUGAUUUGUGAUGAUGGAUGAACCCCCUCUGUAGGCUCUGUCCAUUUUUUUUCCAUACUGGUGUUAUUUUUGGUAUAUUGGUGAAUAUUGGCAAAGGUUGUUGAAUGAAUUGUUUUUAAAAGCUGUUAGCUUGUGGUGUUUUUUGCAAGUAUCAGUACAGUUUUUAUACUACAUUUAGCUUCUUUACCCCAUAGAGAACUCUCAGGUGCUACAUAGUUGACCUUAGUUCAGUUUCUCCGUUGGCUUCUGAGAUUUAGGCGACAUAAUUUUCUUCUUUUGUCUCGCCUGACAAAUUAAAUAAGGACACUUAUACACAUAAAGUUUACAUUAAAGGGUUUGUGAUGACAGCUAAAGCAGUUUUUAAUUGUUAGAUUGUCCCUGAAUGGAGCUCAGCAUCAUCUGUCUUCCAAGACGCUCCACAGUCGAUCUCAAAUAGUUCAGUUGAUCCUGUUAAUCUACAGUCCUUCGUUUUCACUCCUGCCUCCCUAAAAUAACAAUGUGUUGUUGUUGUUGUUGUUCCAGUUCAUCAUGUCCAGUUCAGGGCUGAAAGUUCACUCCGCUGCCCAACUAACAGCUCAGUAUCCACACAGUCUCUCGUCUCAUGAAUGAAGUGUGAUGUAUUUCUAUGGGGAACAUUUUAAGAACAGUGGUUGUAAAUAGGAUUAUAUUUAUAUUUUGGUGGUGUUACAUUCCAAGAAUGUGAAAAUGUAACAGAAUCUAAAGAGUGCACACUGAAAUGUUUGAAAAUAAAGAGAUGUCAUUGUUUCAUGAA
Thunnus maccoyii (southern bluefin tuna) is the source of this 2924-nucleotide messenger RNA. RefSeq names its product PRELI domain containing protein 3B-like. NCBI's taxonomy places the organism in Eukaryota, Metazoa, Chordata, Actinopteri, Scombriformes, Scombridae. Gene Ontology annotation, biological process: phospholipid transport. The transcript is spliced from 6 exons. The coding region runs from base 96 to 677 and encodes 193 amino acids. The record is from RefSeq and is a predicted model, not a curated record. Gene Ontology annotation, molecular function: phosphatidic acid transfer activity. Gene Ontology annotation, cellular component: mitochondrial intermembrane space.